Messenger RNA from Hippoglossus stenolepis (Pacific halibut), 940 nucleotides. RefSeq names its product histone H2B 1.2. Gene Ontology annotation, cellular component: nucleosome. The record is from RefSeq and is a predicted model, not a curated record. Bases 32 to 409 code for a protein of 125 amino acids. Gene Ontology annotation, molecular function: structural constituent of chromatin; protein heterodimerization activity; DNA binding. The transcript has a single exon. NCBI's taxonomy places the organism in Eukaryota, Metazoa, Chordata, Actinopteri, Pleuronectiformes, Pleuronectidae.
GCUGGCUCCUCCCCUCUGAUCCACAGAAACGAUGCCGGAACCAGCGAAGGCCUCAGCGCCCAAGAAGGGCUCCAAGAAGGCGGUGACCAAGGUCCCCGGGAAGACCGGGAAGAAGAGGAGGAAGAGCCGCAAGGAGAGCUACGCCAUCUACGUGUACAAGGUGCUGAAGCAGGUGCACCCCGACACCGGCAUCUCCUCCAAGGCCAUGGGCAUCAUGAACUCCUUCGUGAGCGACAUCUUCGAGCGCAUCGCCGGGGAGGCCUCCCGCCUGGCUCACUACAACAAGCGCUCCACCAUCACCUCCAGGGAGAUCCAGACCGCCGUGCGCCUGCUGCUGCCCGGGGAGCUGGCCAAGCACGCCGUGUCCGAGGGCACCAAGGCCGUGACCAAGUACACCAGCUCCAAGUAAACUGCGGGACACCGCUUCCACCCAACGGCUCUUUUAAGAGCCACACACCGGCUCCAUGGAGACAAACGGUCCUGAGGCAGAAGUUGUUCAAAUUCUGUCGAACAAGUGAAGUAACUUGGAAACUUUAGAUAAAAGUUCCCCUCACGAGUUUCGAGGUGAAAGAAGCUUUAGAGGAGUUCACUGGUAUCUACACAUUUUGCUACGUUUAUGUUAAUAUACAUCAGAAAUGUAUUAGUUUCUACUUUAAUCAAUUCAAACACUGAACUUUGAAGAAGCAGCAAAUCACUGAGACCUGAGCAGAUUUAUCCUUGACCAGUUUCCUCUCACGUGAUUUAACGUUUUGUUUCAUACGUGUAUUCACCACUCGAUGAUUCUCACAGGAGCCACAGCUGUCACAGAUGUUCACUGAAUAUGAAAUUAGUUCAAUGUUUCAUUCUGCAGAAUUCUAGAAACAAGAAUUCCAACUUCAAAAUGUAAACAUGAGUCGAAGGAUUUCGAUGCUGACGAGAGAAUAAAGUUCAGUGAAGCCUC